CAACCCCCCCACAACCCAAAAGGCCCAUCCCCUUUCUUCGUCGUCGUCGCCUCCUCCUCCAUCGUCUUCUCCUUCUCCUCCUGUUUGUUUCUCGGUAAAAAAUUAAAAGUUUCAUCAAAUUCGUGUUAAGAAAUGAUGGGCAACGAAGAAGCUGACGACCUGCACGAAUCCCGGGAAGAAAUGGAGUCUCUAGUUCUCGACGAGCCAUCCAACGGCCGAUCUUCAGCCAGUGGCACAGUACCCGAUCACCAUGACCCGCUGCUCUCUUCCUCAUCGUCUUCGUUCAUCGAUCGCCAUAACCCUAACUCUUCUUUAAACGCCUUCCUCGACCCGCCGUCCUAUGCCGAAGCCAUCUUCACCUCCUUUGAUUCCUCAUCCAACGGCCACGAAACCCCCCAACUCUCUUCGAAUUCCAACCCUCGAAGCUCCGAUUACCUCUACAUCUCGAUCUCGGAUCCCCAAAAGGAGCAAGAAUUAUCUAAUUCCUUGGUCCCGGGUGGAACCACGUUUUACACGUACUUGAUCACGACCAGGACCAACCUGCUCGAGUUCGGCGGACCCGGAUCCGAGUUCAGCGUCCGGAGGCGGUUCAAGGACGUGGUCACGCUCUCAGACCGGUUAUCGGAGUCGUACCGAGGGUUCUUUAUUCCACUGAGGCCCGACAAGAGCGUCGUCGAGAGCCAGGUGAUGGCAAAGCAGGAGUUCUUGGAGCAGAGAAGGGCAUCAUUGGAAAAGUACCUGCGGAGCUUGGCGGCGCACCCGGUGAUUCGGCGGAGCGAGGAGUUGAGGGUGUUUCUGGAGGUGAAGGGGAAAUUGCCACUGGCAAAGAGCAUUGACGUGGCGUCGAGGGUGCUCGACGGGGCGGCGAGGUUGCCCAGGCAGUUGCUGGGCGAGGAGGGGAUGGAUGUGAAUGCAAAGGGCGGUAGGGACUUGCUGAGGUUGUUUAAGGAGUUGAGACAGUCGGUGGCAACUGAUUGGGGCGGCGUGAAGCCGCUGGUGGUGGAGGAGGAUAAGGAGUUCUUGGAGAGGAAGGAGAGGUUGGCGGAGUUUGAGCAGCAACUUAGCAAUAUGUCUUUACAGGCUGAAUCACUUGUAAAAGCUCAGCAAGACAUUGGAGAGACAAUGGGGGAAUUAGGCUUGGCUUUUGUCAAGCUGACCAAGUUCGAGACGGAGGAAAUCUUGUUUGAGUCUCAAAAUGCACGAGCUGCUGACAUGAAAAAUGUGGCUACUGCUGCAGUUAAAGCAAGUAGAUUGUACCGGGAGUUAAACGCACAGACAGUAAAACAUUUGGAUAAACUCCAUGAUUAUCUUGGGAUAUUUUUAGCUGUCGGUAAUGCAUUCUCUGACCGAUCAAGUGCUUUACUAACAGUUCAGACUCUUUCAUCCGAAUUAGCUACCUUGCAUGCAAGGAUUGAGAAGCUUGAAGCUGCUUCAUCAAAAAUAUUUGGUGGGGACAGGUCCAGGAUGCGCAAAAUAGAAGAGUUAAAAGAAUCUAUUAGAGUCACUGAAGAGGCUAAAACUUGUGCAGAGAGAGAAUACGAACAAAUUAAGGAAAAUAACAGGAGUGAGCUUGAAAGACUUGACAAGGAGAGGCAUGAUGACUUCAUGAGCAUGUUGAGAGGGUUUGUUGUGAAUCAGGCAGGAUAUGCAGAGAAAAUGGCAAACGUGUGGGAGAAGCUUGCUGAAGAAACAAGUGGGUAUGCGAAAGAUGGAAGCUAAAAAUAUUCGUCUGUUGUUUUUCAAACUUCCCUCUACUUUCUUCUGUAGUUCAUGUAUGUUGAGAAGUUGGAUUAUUCAACCAAGUUUCGUCUC
Molecule: messenger RNA, 1812 nt
Organism: Juglans microcarpa x Juglans regia
Lineage: Eukaryota; Viridiplantae; Streptophyta; Magnoliopsida; Fagales; Juglandaceae
Product: sorting nexin 2B-like
Exons: 5
Coding region: 133-1719 (528 amino acids)
Molecular function (GO): phosphatidylinositol binding
Source: RefSeq, a predicted model, not a curated record